Molecule: messenger RNA, 408 nt
Organism: Aphidius gifuensis
Lineage: Eukaryota; Metazoa; Arthropoda; Insecta; Hymenoptera; Braconidae
Product: putative odorant receptor 92a
Exons: 4
Coding region: 1-375 (124 amino acids)
Biological process (GO): sensory perception of smell; detection of chemical stimulus involved in sensory perception of smell
Cellular component (GO): plasma membrane
Molecular function (GO): odorant binding; olfactory receptor activity
Source: RefSeq, a predicted model, not a curated record
AUGUUGAUUUUUUUAGCAGUAGUUAUUGCUAUUGUUUGUGCUGGUUUAGCUGUAUCAAGUGCAAACUCAUCAUUAGUUGAUGCAAUGUUAUUUAUUAUCUUGGCAGUGUACUAUGCUCAGCAAUUAUUUUUUUACUAUUUUUUGGGUGAAACAAUAGCUUCUGAAGCAGAAAAAGUUGCUUCAGCAGCAUACAGUAGUAAUUGGGAAUCUUUGCAAAUUAAACAUCAAAAAACAAUUAUGUUUAUAAUAGCAAGAAGUAAUGCACCAUUAAAAAUUUUUGCAGGGAAUUUAAUUCCUUUAAGAUUGGAAAGCUACAUGUCCUUUUUAGUUACUACAGGAUCUUACUUCACCUCAGUAAAAGCUAUAACAGAUUAAAAAUCAAGAUUUUUUAAAAAGAUAUAAUGCCAG